This is a messenger RNA of Linnemannia hyalina, 1509 nucleotides long. NCBI's taxonomy places the organism in Eukaryota, Fungi, Mortierellomycota, Mortierellomycetes, Mortierellales, Mortierellaceae. The record is from the annotation of a GenBank genome assembly.
AUGCUGACUCCAAAGUCGGCGCACUCAACCCCCAAGUGGGUCAUCCUUGUCGUCUUCUGCCUCGCACAAUUCAUCGAUGUCGCAAACCUCUCCGCCGUCAACAUCUCCCUCCCCACCAUCAAGGCCGAGCUCAACUUUUCCGAGAGUCAGCUCCCCUGGAUCAUCAACGCCUUCACCUUGACUUUUGGUACCUUCCUCUUGAUCGGAGGCAAGCUCGGCGACAAGUAUGGUCACAAGUUGUUCUUCCUUAUCGGACUUGUGUGGUUCUCGAUCUGGUCCCUCGUCUGUGGACUCAGCAACAGUGUUAUCGUCCUCUGCAUCGCCCGUGCCAUGCAGGGUCUCGGCGCUGCUGCAACCAUCCCCAACGCCCUCGCCCUGAUCCAAUUUACCUACAUCGAAGAGGUUGAAAAGUCUAGAGCCCUCUCCGUCUUCUCCAGCAGCGGUGCCCUUGGAUUUGGUAUCGGCCUCGUCCUGGGGGGUGUCUUUACCGCCACCAUCGGCUGGAAGUACAUUUUCUACAUCUCGACCAUUAUGGGUUUGCUGGUUGCCAUCAUCGCCUACUUUGUCAUCCCAGAAUCGAGUGCCGAGUACCGCGCCAACGUUAAACUGGAUCUCGCUGGAGCCAUUACUAUCACAGCUGCCCUGCUCGCUAUCGUCUACGGCAUCUCAGAUGGAAACUGGAAGUCGGUCCAGGUCAUUGUCUGCCUCAUCCUCGGAGUCUUGCUCCUGGGUCUCUUUGUCUGGAUUGAAAAGAAGGUCGAGUCGCCCAUGCUUCCCUUGACCAUCUUCCGCACGCGCAUGUUCACCGCCAUGUUGAUUAUCGGCGCUCUCUACCAGACAUGGUACCUUGUCUACAAUCUCUACUGCACCCUCAUAUUCCAGGAAGUCAUGGGUUACGGAGCCUUGAACACUGCCUAUGCUUUCUUCCCCUUGGCAUUCCCAGGACUUGUCUUGAAUCCUCUUGCCGGAUACUUGAUCCCCAAAGUGGGUGCCAAGCCCCUGUUGGUGAUUGGAACAGGAUGCAUGGCAGUUUCAGCUGCUCUGUUUGCCAUUGCUGAUGCUGAUACUAAUUACUGGUCCCUGCCCUUCCCCUCGAUGUGCAUCGGCGAGAUUGGUAUUGCAAUGACCUACACCUCCGCCAUGGUCGCCGCCCUGACCAUGGCCAAAUCUGGCGAACACGGCCUCAACAGCGCGGUUUUCUCGGUUGCAAUGCAAGCAGGAUCAGGAGUCGGGUUGGCGAUUACGAACGCCAUCUCGGGGGCUGUGAUUCACAAGACAGGAUCGAGCUUGAAGGGAUACCAGGUCGGCCUCUGGAUCGGAUUCGCUGUGACCUUGCUCUGUGUCGGUAUCACCUUGGUUUUUGUCCCUUCCAAGGCUACACUCGACAAGAAGAAGCUGGCCAGAGCUGAGAAGGAGGCGGAGGCUGGCAACAUCACAUCGGAGAGCAGUCAGAUCGAUUAUGAUGGAAUCAAGGGCAGUGACGAUGCGCCCGAGGAGGAGAAGAAGUAG